Lynx canadensis (Canada lynx) is the source of this 1013-nucleotide messenger RNA. RefSeq names its product microsomal glutathione S-transferase 3 (gene MGST3). Bases 436 to 894 code for a protein of 152 amino acids. The record is from RefSeq and is a predicted model, not a curated record. Gene Ontology annotation, molecular function: glutathione peroxidase activity; glutathione transferase activity. Lineage: Eukaryota; Metazoa; Chordata; Mammalia; Carnivora; Felidae. Gene Ontology annotation, cellular component: membrane; endoplasmic reticulum; nuclear envelope. The transcript is spliced from 7 exons.
UCUUAACCGACGGAGCCACUGAGGCGCCCCCAAAUCCCACACUGAGGAAAGUGCUGGGACACUUCUCAGUUUGCAAAUGGGCUUAAAAGGGGACAUUGGAACCAAAUUGGAAUCUAAAUUUGAAACCCAGCUCUGAUGCUUUCCAUUUCAGACCUUGGGCACAUGGUUUCACCUCUGGGUACUCCCUGGACACGGGGGUAACUCACCGUAUGGUCAGGGUGACUGGAAACACCUUGGGGCUCGGUAGCCCCUCCCGGGCUUACAGGCGAGAUUGCAGUGAGCCUGUCAUCGAGAUGGACGUUGUAAACUGAGUGCAGAACACACAGGAGCUGCUUGCCUGGGACAGCCUCGUGCACGGGACGUCUCCAUCUGCCUCUUAGAAACAUCUUGUUUACUCACACCUUGGUGGUCUAGGUAUACCUUUGCAGAGCCAACAUGGCCGUCCUCUCUAAGGAGUAUGGUUUUGUGGUUCUAACCGGUGCCGCCAGCUUUAUCAUGGUAGCUCAUCUAGCCAUCAACGUUUCCAAGGCCCGAAAGAAGUACAAAGUGGAGUAUCCGAUCAUGUACAGCACGGACCCUGAAAACGGGCACCUUUUCAACUGCAUUCAGCGCGCCCACCAGAACACGUUGGAAGUGUAUCCUCCUUUCUUAUUUUUCCUAGCUGUUGGAGGUGUUUACCACCCGCGUGUAGCUUCCGGCUUGGGCUUGGCCUGGAUCGUGGGACGAGUUCUCUACGCGUAUGGUUAUUACACAGGAGAACCCAGCAAGCGGAGUCGGGGCGCCAUCGGCUCCAUAGCCCUCCUUGGCCUGCUGGGCACAACCGUGUGUUCUGCCUUCCAGCAUCUUGGUUGGGUUAAAACCGGCUUGGGCGGGGGGUCCAAAUGCUGCCAUUGAAGAAUCAUAGGCUGUUUAAAAACUCUCGUUCAUUUUGAGUGACUUUUAUUUUCAGUUACUUUUUUUUUUUCUAAAUAUAAUAAAAACCUACCUGGCAUUAGCCUCAUACCUAAACCUGA